Sphaerodactylus townsendi is the source of this 2742-nucleotide messenger RNA. It is a transcript of the gene CD101, whose product is annotated as CD101 molecule. The record is from RefSeq and is a predicted model, not a curated record. The transcript is spliced from 8 exons. Bases 37 to 2742 code for a protein of 901 amino acids. Lineage: Eukaryota; Metazoa; Chordata; Lepidosauria; Squamata; Sphaerodactylidae.
AUUGUUGCAGAAGAAGAAAGUUUGUUUCCAUGAUUAAUGGGGCUCAUUCAGGGUCUGACAGCUGUGCUCUUCCUCCUUUUUGGUCUUUGUACUGGGCAGAGGAUGGUAACUAUUCAGAAGGGCCAUCUUUAUCGAGCAAGGGGCUACCAUAUCACCAUCUGGUGCAAUGUCAGUGGCUAUUCGGGGCCAUCGGAGCAAACCUUCCAGUGGUCUAUGUAUCGGCCAUCUGCACCAGCGGUGGGAAUGCAGAUAAUCAGCACUAGUGACGACGAUUUCCCUUAUGCUUACUUUGCCCAACGUGUCAAGACAGGAGAAAUCUAUGUAGAGAGAAUCCAGGGGGAUUCUGUCCUGCUUCACAUCACUAAACUUCAGGAUCAGGAUGCUGGCGAGUAUGAAUGUCACACACCCAGCACAGACAGCAGGUACUUUGGAAACUACAGUGCCAAAGCAAGUCUGUCAGUAAUCCCAGACACAUUGUCUGCUAACAUGAAACAGCAGAAUCUCAUCCAAGAUGAAGGAGAUUCAUUAGAACUCAUCUGUGAAGUGUCAACAGCAACAAUCCAACACACACACAUUUCUGUUGCCUGGCACCUUGUUCAAGAAGAUGGAAAAGACCAGGAAAUACUUUCCCUGUCCAGAGAUUUUGUCUUGAUUGCAGGAUCUUCCUAUAAGCAGAGGGUUUCUUCAAGAGACAUCAGGCUAGACAAAAUUGGGGACACGAAGUAUAAAUUGUCCAUUGUUAAGGUACUGCCUUUGGACCAGGGAAAAGUGUAUUGUGAAGCAGUUGAGUGGAUUCAAGAUCCUGAUGAAACUUGGAAAGAUAUUGCCUGGAAACAGACAGACAAGACUUAUUUGACUGUCCAGGGCCUUGGUGAGUUGCCUGUGGUUCGUAUGUUGUUCAUAGAAAGUCAGUUGAAAUUGAUUCUGUGGGUCAAUGAAGAACGAAUAAUGGAAGGAGAAGUUUUGACUUUCCGCUGUAACGCAAGUGGGACUGAAAAUUCUCUGUCGGUGAAAUGGUGGUAUACCUCAAAGAACAACAACCCUUCAGUGCUCAUAGCCAAUAUGGAUCAAGGUGGUAUGUUAAAGAUAGGAACUUCAUACUUGGAGCGCAGUGCUCGUGGUGACCUCAGAUUACAAAAGGUAGACUCUUCUACUUUUAUCUUGACCAUCUACAACACUUCAGCUACAGAUGAUUCAGGGCUUUAUGGUUGUCAAGUGACAGAGUGGUUCAAAGGAAGAAGCUGGGAAACCAUUCAGGAAAUAUCAGCCAUUGUUGAAUCACUGGGAACGAAUUUGAAAGCUGUACUGAUCAGCAGGAUUGCAAAUGUAAAGAUGCAUGAAGAUUUUGAACUGCACUGUCAGGGGUCAGUUAACCACAGCAUCAGUAGAGUGCCAACAUCUAUAAUUUGGCAAUUCCGUCCAACCUUGUCCCCAACAGAUUAUCAGCAAGUGGUGAAAAUCUCUGCAGGUGGCCUAAUUGAAUGGGGAUCAGCCUUUCUGCACUUUCAGAAGAAAACCAAGGUUACCAAAUCCCAAUCUUUAUCCAAACUUCUAAUUCACAGUGCUACAUGGCAAGAUGCAGGAACAUAUAAAUGUGAAGUGGAAGUCUGGAGAAAUUCUCAGCAAGCCAGAGAUAUUGGUAUAGCAGCAGCUGCAGUGAAAUCUUCCAAUCCUGUUGAAAUAAAAAUCAGCCAACCAGAAAGCAAGCUAAGAGUCAGCCCGGACACUAAACGACUGGAAAUCUCUUCAAAUAAUGCUACAGAAAUUAAAUGCGAAAUCAUCUCAUUGAGCAAAGAGACUCACUUAGGAGUAUCUUGGUACUUUCAGCCAUUGUCUCCCACGGAUGCAGUCCCACUGCUCAUUUUAGUAACCAAUUACAGUAACAUAGUGGAAUAUGGCGAAGCUUUCAGUUCCCCUAAGAAGAAAUCCACAUUCCAUAGUGAGAAGGUUUCCAGUCAAUUGUAUCAGCUGUCUAUUUCAUCAGGGGAUUACGAUGUCAGUGGCACAUAUUACUGUGUUGUAGAGGAAUGGGACUGGUCAGUGAACAGUGGCUGGUACAACCUUGGAAAGAUGGAAUCUGGAAGAACUAUUUUAAAUUUCAAGCUUUUAGAAAAGGAACUACACAUUGAGAAGACAAAUCACAGCAACACUGUCACUGAAAAUGAAGAUGUGAUCCUGAGAUGUCUCCUCCAGAGCCAAAUAAGCCCCAAUUCUCGCUUCUCCGUCAGUUGGUUCAAAUUCUCAAUCAAUUCCAGUGCAGAAACCCUGCUACAAAUCAAAGUCAAUGGCAUCAUUGAAUAUGGAAAUGGAAAGAUAGCAAGGCGGUUGCGCCCCCACUCGCCCUCUACUGGUGACUUUCAUCUGACGAUACAGGAUGUGGAGGCAGGUGAUUCUGGCCUGUUCUACUGCCAAGUGGAAGAAUGGUCAGUCAACUGCAACACUGCACAGGUCCAACAAGCCUCAGUUCCAACUGAUUCUACAGAGAUCUGUUCUUCUGCAUUACUGUUCGAUUUCCUUUUGUUCUACCCUCUGGUAAUGUUCCUUAUUUUGAUGACUGCUAUUCUCUUCUUGUGCUUCAAAAUCAAAUUCAUCCUUCAGAAACAACGGAAUCCAAAGACAAAACAAGAAUUCUGGGCGGAGACUGGGCUAGUGGAACCUGCUCACCUGCAGGUCAGUGGCAAAAGGAGUAAUAACAUAGGAGGGGAAGAGACUAGUAGUCUCGAGGUCAGUGUGGGGGACUAA